This is a messenger RNA of Aphanomyces astaci, 534 nucleotides long. RefSeq lists its product as hypothetical. The coding region runs from base 1 to 534 and encodes 177 amino acids. The record is from RefSeq and is a predicted model, not a curated record. The transcript is spliced from 4 exons. NCBI's taxonomy places the organism in Eukaryota, Oomycota, Saprolegniomycetes, Saprolegniales, Verrucalvaceae.
AUGAAGUCUUGGGGGGUGCUCGCGUGCAACUUGCUUAAAGUUCCUGGCUUCUCUUGCCAUGAACUCGAAGUUGACGGCAAGAAAACAUCGCACAGGUUCCACCUGAUCCUCGACAACCACGAAAAGUUCCAUAAGGAUUCUGACUUCUUUGUGAAAUGGUAUACCGUCCGCACGAUCCACAUUCCCACCACCGCGUCGCUGUGGCUGCAAGCUGACUUGUGCCCUUCCGUCGAAGGUGUGCGUGCCCAAGUGCAAAAAGUCCUGUGCCCCCCCCGCGCAGUCACGUUCCAAUGGACUCCCCCGUCCCCUAUUGAACUUAAGCCCAAGACCACGUACUCCUUCACGGUGUUCUCGAACGGCGAAACCAUUAACGAGUCCCCCAUCUGGUUGAACGGCGCCAAUGAGUUCACGACCAAGAACGACCCCAACGCUGACGUACAGCUCUCGUACACUUACUAUCCAGGCAGCGACUGGUCACUGCGACACUUGCGGGAUGGCCGCGUAGUGCCGUCGCUCCAAAUGUAUACUAGCUAA